AAAAGGAGAGCGAGAGAGGUGAUUAUCCAUCGAGGAGUUGUUCUUGGGAUGAAGACCAGUUUUGUGUUCUAUUGGGGGAAUUCGAUCGAGAACGCUGUGAAGACUAAUUGGAUCAUGUACGAGUAUGCCCUAGGCGAUCAUUUUAAGGCUUCUUUUGUACUGCAUCGGGUAUUUGUAAGAGGUUGGGGACUUGGCAUUUCGGGUAAUGGCUUAAGUGCUUAUGGUGACGGAAGUGUCUCAGCAGUAUGCCAUAAUGGCAAUCAGCAAGAUGGAAUUCCAGUAACCAAUGGCAUCGCAGGACAUGAAAUGGGUUGUGCGGAGAAGCCAAAUUGUGUGCUCGUUACAGAUCCUGUUACCACUUUGCAAGUCCCAUCAGAAGCUUACCCUUGCGGGAUGAUGGCUCCCUCGCCUGUAACCCCUACUGGUUCAAUCUCUAUUAUGGACGGAGAUUUUAUAGAAUUAAACGAUCUUGAUGAUCAGUUGGAUCCGGAAGAUAUCAGUCGAUGAGUGUUAAUUCUCAGGCUUAUUCCUGCCUGACGUUAGAUUUCAGAUGGGGUACAAAUUCUUCAGGAAAGAGACACUGUGUACUAGUGUUACUGAACCAUCUCUUAAAUGCGAAAGAAACUCUGCCUUGGAGUUAGCAAGAUUGCAUAAGGGAGGGGAGCAAAUUGCCGGUUGAGGUAAUAGAUUGCUUUUCUUUAUGCUGUUUGCUUCAGUUUAUUCUUCCCCUGAUGUUUCAGGGAAUGAUUAGCUUUUCUUUUUGUUUUUUUGUUUGUUUCUGUGAAUGUAAAUUUGAAAUUGGCUAAAUGUUUGGCAUUUUUGUUCUGAUAAACAAGGGGAUGUUGAUUUAUUCACCCAAAUUGGAAGAAGACAUGAGUGUUGGUGUAAUUAAUGCUAUUCUGCAUAAUAAUCCAUUUUUGCCAAUUGUUGCUAUUGGCUAAUUGUAGGCCUUUCUGUAAA
Cucurbita pepo subsp. pepo (vegetable marrow) is the source of this 960-nucleotide messenger RNA. The record is from RefSeq and is a predicted model, not a curated record. NCBI's taxonomy places the organism in Eukaryota, Viridiplantae, Streptophyta, Magnoliopsida, Cucurbitales, Cucurbitaceae.